AUGCCGUCGCAGACGCCGCUGCUCGAUUGCCUCGAGGAAUGGGCGCCGUUCGGGAACUUUAUCCAUUUCAAGGUGUUCCCGCACGGCGUUCUGCCGUCGACGGCGUGCACGAAGGUGUUCGUCAGCAAAGCGUUGGUGCGCGGCGGCCCGCACGCUUUUUUCGCUCUUUAG
Messenger RNA from Micromonas pusilla CCMP1545, 171 nucleotides. RefSeq lists its product as uncharacterized. The record is from RefSeq and is a predicted model, not a curated record. NCBI's taxonomy places the organism in Eukaryota, Viridiplantae, Chlorophyta, Mamiellophyceae, Mamiellales, Mamiellaceae. The transcript has a single exon. Bases 1 to 171 code for a protein of 56 amino acids.